Molecule: messenger RNA, 294 nt
Organism: Mycotypha africana
Lineage: Eukaryota; Fungi; Mucoromycota; Mucoromycetes; Mucorales; Mycotyphaceae
Exons: 2
Coding region: 1-294 (97 amino acids)
Source: RefSeq, a predicted model, not a curated record
AUGCACAUUACAGAAAAACUAAAGAACAGAAUUGAGUUGUGGAGGUUAGAGAAAUAUACUAAACGAAGAUCCUUUUUACCUGAAUUUGAUUCCAAAGACUCUGCGUAUUACAAACAAAUAUAUCAUGAUGGCGUCUAUGACUUGAGCACCCCUUAUCGAAAUAAACGGCUGUCAGCAAGAUUAAAUCGUGCCAGUUUACAGUUAAAGAAUAGAGCGAGUAAUAUGUUUGGAAGGCCUUCCUCACCGCCAGCACCUUGCUCAGAAAAUUACAAUAAAAAUUUUUUACAGAGUUGA